UCGACUAUCGCACACUACUACUAUACCUAUAAUACUGGCGUGCGUGUCGCUUUUAAGGAGCAUUGCUACAGCGACAGCCGAUCCGGACACAGUGUGGCUGCGUGAGUGUGUGAGUGUGACGUGUGUCUGUCUUGUUUGUUGUGUGUGUGUUUCUGUACUACCGCCAGGAGAGUCCCCCCUCGGGAGCCAUUUCUGUUUUUUUCUUUUUUCCCAGGAAACAACAUCUCAUUAUGGGUGACGGCGAUCAAACUUUCUUUCCUAAUUGAACACAACUUUUGACAGAGAAAUGGUCCAUCAAGUGCUGUCGCCGAUUGACGUCCGUGAAUUGGCGUGUUAAUAAUAGUAGGACUCCAGGAUGAUGUCGACGCUGUUGGAGACUUUCUACUACCACUGGAGGAAGAAGAAGAAAAUCCGGCGGCUCAAUCAGCAUCCGUCAACUUUAUUGGCGUCGUGGCUGACGAAAUUAUUCGUCGUCACAUUCGUUAGUCUUUUGUGCUACGCAUCGGCGGAGAAAAACAAACACUAUCACGUGGCGUCGCUGUGCAAGAGCCAUUUCCUGCAGCAACUUUAUCGCAAAAUCGAUGGGGCCGUUUUGAGGUCGCAGAACGAGCACAAUUUGGAUUGCCUCAUCACUUUCCAAACGGAAACGGUCCUCCAACGUUUCAUGCUCCGCUUCGAUCAACUUCAACUCGACUGCAACGAUCAUCUCUUCAUCUACGACGGAGCUCACGCCACCGGCGUUUACAAGGCCGACCUGUCGUGUCGUCACACGCGUCAAAGCGUCGGCACAAUAACCACACGAACCAAUUUUGUCACGCUCAAAUACGUCACAGAUGCUUGGGGCACUGAGACCAGCGGAUUUCAUCUUGUCGUCACCGCAUUCAAAGAUAAAACGGAAUUUGUUUGCCGGGAUUUCCGAUGCGCCCAAAAGGAUUUCUGCAUUUCCACCGAUUUGCUCUGCGAUGGCGUCAAUCACUGCGGCGAUAACACGGACGAAACCACCACGUCACUCUGCGCAGACAGCGAUCAACAUUUCAAGAUCCUCGGACUGAAUUUGCCGGUCUUUGGUGCAGUGGCCGGAAGUAUUGGUGUUGUCAUUCUCUGCGCAGUGACGGCCAUUAUCGUCGUCUGCUGCUGUCGGAGGAAGAAACCGCCUACAACAACUUCUGCUGGAGCAGCAGCAGCAAGUAGUAGCAAUAACGGUCGACUAGUCGACGAUGGCAACCAGCAGCAAAAACCCAUUGCCAAUUUGUUGUCCAACGAUUCUGCUGUCAAAAUGCCACUGCCCACCACCACCACUACACCCGGUGGGUACAUGACACUUCCGUUGAAUAAAUCAUCAGCAGUCACGAUGUCGGGAAACCGGCAUCCCCCUGCAAUCGAUCAGGGCCAUUUUCUUCGACGAGUCACAACAAUGGGAAUGCAGCUGGCACAUCUCAGCAGCAGCAAUUCUCCUACCAUCACUCGCAACAGUUCAGCACAUUGCAGAGGCACCACCAUCAACAACACGACAACAGUUCAUCUGCUCAACAGCAGCAGUUUCAACUUUUGGUGCCUGGCAAUAUGAAAAUGGCCGUCUCGGACAGUGACGGAGCAUCAAACAAUAAAGACGAAUGGUUCGUCUAAUUUUGACAGCAACCGUUAUCAAUCGACUGCAGGGGGUUUCGCAUAUUUUUACAGAAUAAAAAGCUGUAACGAUAUUCCAGGGCGUAUAGAGGGAGAAAGAAGAUAUCUACAUAAUCAUCAUUAUAAUUAUUGGAUAUUAUUCCUUUGGAUACCAAGAUCAUGUUUGUUUGUUUAUUUCAUAUCAGUUGUGCUGGUACUCGUUCAUUUUUCUUAAAUUGCAUAUCUAUUGGCAGCAACAGCAAAUGGCUGGUUUUGUUUAGCGAGUCAACAAGUACUUAUUGUAAUGAUGUGGGCGAUCCACAAAACAUUCGCGUCAAAGUACUUAAAAUAACGUAACAAAAAUUGAACAUAUCGAUGGAUAUCCGCCGUAAUAAAGAGUCAAAUUCCUGUUUUUUUUUCACCCCAAAGCUAAUUCGUUAAUUAAAUACAGUUCCAUAACCACUCCA
This is a messenger RNA of Daphnia pulicaria, 2072 nucleotides long. RefSeq lists its product as uncharacterized. Bases 356 to 1567 code for a protein of 403 amino acids. The transcript is spliced from 7 exons. NCBI's taxonomy places the organism in Eukaryota, Metazoa, Arthropoda, Branchiopoda, Diplostraca, Daphniidae. The record is from RefSeq and is a predicted model, not a curated record. Gene Ontology annotation, molecular function: protein binding.